GAGGACGCUACUGGACGAGGGACAUGACAAACUGUGAUUCCGUGAAUAGUACAUGAAUGUGUGUGGGCUGUCCUGUCAACUGCGUUCAACUGCGUGUAUGACAGUGAAUUCGUUCUGUGGCGAAGCGAGCAAAGACUCCAUAUAAGGAGAAACAUUAGUCCUCACAUUUCCAAAGUAAUCAAUUUAAACACAUUUUGCAGCGCUUAAAGCGAUAAAAAAUGGAGAGCAUAAUACAGAAUCAAGUAAUGCAAGUUGCACAGCAUGUCGAGCAGCAGCUUGAUGCUGAAUUAGACCGACUAGAUAAUAUGGAUGCUGAUGAUCUUGAAAGUUUAAGAGAGAAGCGGCUCAAAGAAAUGAAGAAAAAUCAAAAUCAAAGGCAGACUUGGCUUGCAAUGGGCCAUGGAGAAUACACAGAAAUUCCUGACGAAAAGGAAUUCUUUGAGGUAUCUAAGAAAUCUAAAGACAUCGUUUGUCUCUUUUUCAAAGAUGGUUCUCCGAGAUGUAAAAUUGCUGACGAACAUCUCAAGAUCUUGGCCAAAAAACAUGUUGAAGCAAGAUUCUGUAAACUUAAUGUUGAACGAUGCCCGUUUUUAACAGAACGACUUCGAAUCAAAAUCAUUCCAACGAUUGCUUUGAUCUCUGACAGCAAGACGAAGGAUUAUAUCGUUGGUUUUACGGAUUUAGGAAACUGCGAUGAUUUUUCAACAGAAAUGAUGGAGUGGCGCAUUGCCCAGUCUGGUGCUAUCUCAUAUAAUGGAGAUCUGAUGAACCCCCCAGAGAAAGGGAAGAAAACUAAAUCCCUGCUUGGUGGCAAGCCCAAGACUAUCAGGGGUCGAGAGGAUGAUGGGUCUGAUGAUGAUUGGGAUUAGCGAUAGCGAUAAUUGUUUGCAACACUUUUUACAUGCUUUAAUUGGUGGCAUGUUUUUUAUGAGCACACAUUCAGCUUUGAACAAAUUUUUUUCCAUACCAUUUUGUUCAGAUAAAUACGUAAGUUAUGUUCGAAGACUGCAAGAUAGCAAUAGAUACAAUUUGUCUAAUAUAACCUCUGUUUAACUAAGACUUUUACAUUUAUUAACUUCUUGAACAUUCAAUGCAUAAAAUUCAAUUUUGAGAAUGCAUGUUGACUGUACAUUACCGUGCUUUCGUGGGGAGUUGGAAUAAAUGUUAAAUAGUCAAAUUAUCAGCAUCACAAUAACACGCACCUUGUAUAAUUUGGUGAAAAAAAUAGGUUUUUCAAAAUUGUACAUACGAUAUACUCGAUGGUUUUGAAAAUAUUUGUUUUACACUUACGACGCAUGUGUAGUAAUUUCAUCCCUGACAUUUCACAGUACUGUUGAUUUGCCUCGAUCAUUGUAUUCCAAGAUUUGUGUAACGUUUUCUAAGAGCACAAGUCUAUUUUGUUCCAUAAAUGUAUCAAAUUGAAAGACAAAUUAUAUUAUUUUAUUCAUAAUAUUGCUAAUUAAGUAUUCAAUACACUUCGAGCUUAUUUACAGAUUGAUUGUACGUUGCUUUAAUGAAUUUUGUAACAAAAAAACUUAAUAAAAUCACAAUUGUUAAGCAAAAAAGCAUUCAACUAUUUUCAAUAAACAUCCGUAUAUUCCACAUCAUUGAUGUUUUACAGACGUUUGCUCCGAAUAACAUAUUCAAUGUUCGGGUGUUCAAGUGAUUUCAGAUCUAAAAUAUGGUAAUGAAUAGUGAAGGAUUUCUUAUAUUUACAAAAAAAAAUCCAAUUUGAAUAGCAAUAUAAAGACUACAAUCACGAUUUCCUUAACCAUUUACAAAAUAUAUGCCUGCAUCUAAAAGAACGAUACAGACGAAAACUUGUUCCCUCAUUCAAUAAGUUACUUGAAAUGUAAAAAUUUAAUGUAUAUCCUGCACCAGUAUAGGUAAAUACAUUGUGUGAUGGGACAAAGUAAGAAAUAUCCCAGAGUCCUUGGUACGACAAGGCUAUAAUGUUU
Molecule: messenger RNA, 1958 nt
Organism: Neodiprion fabricii
Lineage: Eukaryota; Metazoa; Arthropoda; Insecta; Hymenoptera; Diprionidae
Product: thioredoxin domain-containing protein 9
Exons: 4
Coding region: 219-869 (216 amino acids)
Biological process (GO): microtubule cytoskeleton organization
Cellular component (GO): cytoplasm
Source: RefSeq, a predicted model, not a curated record